Messenger RNA from Penicillium olsonii, 3729 nucleotides. Lineage: Eukaryota; Fungi; Ascomycota; Eurotiomycetes; Eurotiales; Aspergillaceae. The record is from the annotation of a GenBank genome assembly.
AUGGCGGCUGUGACUUUGCAACCGCCAAUUGCGACAGCACCUCAUCUGCCGGGGAAUGAGUCUGGGGUGGCGACAGCCACAUCACUCUCACUUGAUCGACAUUUCACUGAGCAAGACUUCCAGACCAUUGAUGGGCUUUUGAAGACGAGAGCCAACGGAAGUCUCGCAAAUGAGUCUAUCGUUGCGUAUCCGUCAACAGGAACGGAGUACACGUACUACACACCGCGCCAGUUGGAUACUUUCGUUGAAGCAGCAGCGGUCAUUCUUUCGAGGGUGAUCCCCCAGAGACGUUCUUCGGAGGACCCUGUCCAAGUCGUGGGCUUACUUGGUCCCUCGGACUUUGAGUAUUUGAUUACCCUGUUGGCAGUCACUCGACUUGGUCAUACCGUCCUCUUGCUGUCAACGCGUAUCGCAGAAGAUGCCUAUGUCAGUCUGGUCGAAAGUACAUCUGCCUCUUAUCUCAUCGCACACAAGAGCUUUGAGAAGAUGGGACAGAAGAUCGCAGAAAGAACCAAAAUUGUUCACCAAGAGGCGCUAUCCCGCGACCAAUACGAUAACUUGACUGCGAGCAAACAGUCGCUGCCAGCAGCGUAUCUGGACGGCGCUCGAGAGGCUAGUAACAUCUGCUGGGUCAUUCAUUCAAGUGGAUCAACUGGUCACCCAAAGCCGAUCUACCAGACACACUCGGGGGCACUGAAGAAUUAUGCCAACAACUUCGGGCUUCGAGGGUUCAUCACCCUGCCACUCUUCCACGCUCAUGGCAUCAGUUGUCUCUUCCGUGCCGUGCACUCCCAGAAACUGAUUUACAUGUACAAUGCCAACCUCCCACUGACAGCGCCUCAUCUUAUGGCCACUCUGCAAGAACAUCAAGAAAUCGAAGUUCUCUACGGGGUUCCGUACGCGUUGAAGCUUCUGUCCGAAUCGGAAGAGGGCUUAAAGGCCCUUUCACGGCUGGAACUUGUUAUGUUUGGAGGAUCUUCCUGUCCAAAGCCUAUUGGCGAUACACUGGUCCAAAACGGUGUUCGCUUGGUGUCGCAUUACGGAACCACCGAGACAGGCCAACUGAUGACAUCUUUCAGAGACCGAUCAGAUCUGGACUGGGACUAUGUCCGGCCCGGUCCAUCGUUGCUGCCAUAUCUUCGUUGGGAGGAACAAUCAACUGGGAUCUAUGAGCUUUGCGUUCUAGAGGGGUGGCCCUCUAAAGUAGCAAGCAACCGGCCCGACAACUCAUAUGCGACAAAAGACCUCUUCGAGAAGCAUCCAACUACGCCAAACGCGUGGAGAUACUAUGCGCGUCAAGAUGACACUCUUGUCUUGGAGAACGGCGAGAAGGCAAACCCUUUGGUCAUUGAGGGUGUAGCUCGGAACAACUCGAAUGUCGCCGAGGCAAUUGCUUUUGGUGCGAACAAGCCGCGUCUUGGGAUGUUCGUGGUUGCGUCCGAUAGCUGCAAUGCCAAAACGAAUGAAGAGCUGGUGGACAUGAUCUUCCCCGCCAUCGAGAAAUGCAACGCCGAAUCCCCGGCUUAUGCAUACAUGUCCCGGGACAUGAUCCAUGUCCUGCCAUCCGACGCCGUGUACCGCAAAACCGACAAAGGCACCGUCAUUCGAUCAGCUUUCUAUCGCGACUAUCAAAGUCAAAUCGAUCACAUAUAUGAUGUUGAAGUCGCUGAGGGAGAGCGAGUAUGUGAGGGUGAUGAACUGAUUGAUCUCCUGCGCCAGCAACUUCUGGAAGUUGCACCGGCCCUCGAACCUGCGUCCGUAGAGGACCAGACCGAUAUCUUCAGUCUUGGAAUCGACAGUCUGCAAUCCAUCCGACUACGCACCAUGAUUCUGAAGACACUCUAUCUUGGAGGACAGAAGUUAUCUCAGAACUUUGUGUUUGAAAAUCCGUCUCUUCGAGCUAUGGCCGAUGCAUUGACUUGCAUUCGUCUUGGCCAAGCUCCAAAGGAGGAAUUGACGGUGGAACAACGGAUGUCGGCCCUGAUCGAAAGGUACAGUGCCAACUUCGAGUCACAUGUUCCUGUUGCCCGCCAGGCUGAUGGAGAGCAUAUCAUUGUGACGGGUGCCACAGGCUCCUUAGGUGCUCAUGUCGUGGUGCAAUUGGCUCGUUCAGAAGAUGUUCGAGCAAUCUACUGCCUUGUCCGCGCUAGCUCGGUCCAUUCUGCUCGUCGUCGAGUGUAUCAGUCCCUGCGUGCGCGAGGUUUGUCGUAUGAGCUGAGCCCGGCACAGCAAGGAAAGAUCAUAGCUUUGCCGGCAGAUUUGGGCAGCGAAAUUCGCAUGGGCCUCGAGGAGUCCACCUAUGCGAAUCUGCUUGAUUCAGUGACAGGAGUCAUGCAUUGUGCCUGGUCGGUGAAUUUCAACUGGGCAUUGGAAAGCUUCGAGGGUAGCUGCAUUGCAGGGACUCGGAAUCUAUUAGAUCUGUGUCUACGGGUCCGUCAGCCAGUUCCUGCAAAAUUCUCCUUCUGCUCCUCCGUCAGUACGGUGGCCCGCACACCAGGCCAUUGGGUACCGGAAGCUCUCCCAGAUUCACUGAGUUACGCUCAGAACAUGGGAUACGCGCAAUCCAAGCUAGUGACAGAGCACAUCAUCAAUCGGGCGGCGCAUCAAACUGGAAUGACUGCUCGGGUUCUGCGAGUUGGCCAAAUCAUUGGAGAUACUACUCGGGGUAUCUGGAAUGCCACCGAGGCUAUCCCCAUGAUCUUGCAGUGUGCAGAAACAAUACACGCGCUCCCAAAGCUGGAGGAUCUUCUGUCAUGGACGCCAGUUGAUAUCAUCGCCAGCAGCGUUGUUGAUCUUACUCUAGCUCCAGCUGCAGGGGAGGUAUUGAACGUCACCAACUCAACUCUCAGCCAUUGGACACACGAUCUGCUUCCGCUGCUCAAACAGGCAGGUCUCGACUUCGAAGAGCUGAAUCAGCGUGAAUGGUUGAGUCGCCUUCGGGAUUCCAACCCAGAUCCAAAGCUGAACCCUCCCAUUAAGCUCGUCGAGUUCUUUGCCAGCAAGUACGAUAAUGACAGCCCAAGCCGAGUGCUGCUCUAUGAUACGAAAAAGGCACAAGCAGCCGCCCCGUCCCUGCGACAGGCCGAAGGACUUACGCUCGAUUUGGUGACGCGGUUCAUUAGCUACUUCCGCCGAGAAUGUUGGGGCAGCUCGGCUGUCUCAAGCCUCUCUCCCAAGUGCCGCGAGGUAAUCUUUCUGACUGGAGUUUGUGGAUCCGGUAAGAGCACAGCCGCACAGGCUCUUGCAACUCGAUUCGAUAUUCCAGUCAUUGAAGGAGACGAAAUGCAUUCGCAUUUGGCUCGCGAGAAAAUGGCUAAGAGCAUCCCACUCCGAGAUGACGAUCGCUGGGACUGGAUUGCCCAUAUCAGAGGGGCCCUGAUGGACAGACUGCAGCAUUCAACAGCCCCCGCCAUUGCAGUUACAUGUUCUGCGUUGCGCUCAGUCUACCGUGAUGAGCUGCGAAGGCUGCCCCAACUCUUGGAUUUCCCCGUCAUGGUCACCUUCCUUUGUCUUUCGAUUGGAGAUGAAGCACAAUUGGAGGCACGUUUGGUUGCUCGCUCUGCCAAUGAGUCUCAUUACAUGCAGUCGACAAUGGUUGCAUCACAGCUUGCCAUUCAAGAGCCGCCGUCGGAGUUGGAAAGUGAUGUCAUUGCACUGGACGCCACUUUAAGUAAGCCGGAUAUGCUUGAAGAGGUGGAAGAUACAGUGCGUUUGAUUCUUGACUUGUAG